Messenger RNA from Mycotypha africana, 1531 nucleotides. RefSeq lists its product as uncharacterized. The transcript has 3 exons. The record is from RefSeq and is a predicted model, not a curated record. The coding region runs from base 1 to 1203 and encodes 400 amino acids. Lineage: Eukaryota; Fungi; Mucoromycota; Mucoromycetes; Mucorales; Mycotyphaceae.
AUGAGUCAGCUCUCGCGUUUAUUAACAAAGACUUGCGAUUACGCAAUCAUUAUUCAAGUGAGCAAAGUUCGCCUUUCAACAACGCAAAGAGGAAGCAAAGUAGUAGUGUCUGCCGAAAUGGACCUAAACCUACCUGAAACAACCGCAAUUAACAAUUCCAACACUUUAACCACAGGCUGUUUUAAAGUGGGCGCCAACGGACUUUGCGACGUAGAUACGCCUCUCUGUUAUUUUCUGUCCGAGAAAGAAUUCUUCAGACUCUGGAAAGAGAAUACUACCGUUCGGUUGCAUGUGAAAAAGCAUAUCAAUGCAGCUACCGAAGCAGAAGUGGCAAGGUUCGAUAUUGGGUUAUCAAGCAGUGAAAGAAUCACUGAUGAGACAAGUGAAGGCAGAAUAGAUAGGAUCAACCAAUAUUUGGAAGUGUAUGAUAUUUGGCAUCAGCCUACAGUGUCAUCAUUAGACACUGCAAUUCAGGAGCGUGCAUUAACGCUUCAAGCAGGAAUUUUUUAUGCAAACAUGUCAAAUCUCACGUAUACGAAUGUAGUUAUUGAUAAACAAAUGGCUGCUGCUGGUGGUUUUCCUGUCACAGCAUCCACAGCUCAUGAUAUUCAAAAAUCAUUAAUUACUGAACAACGAUAUGAAAACAUGAUUGAAUCAAACGGACGACAGCAUGAGCCACAAAAGAAGUUUCAGGGCCAUAGCAACAAUAACAAAAUGAAUUCCAUCAUGCUGCCUCUGUAUGCCGCUAUGAAGAAGUGCAACAAUGCUAUCUUUUACAAGGGAAGUAGAAAUCGAUAUGGUAGCAUCCUUGAUUUUGACAGCACUGAAGUUUACGCAAUCCUUCGUACCAAUGAAAAUCUUCUUCCUUCAUCACGACUGUCAAACUUGCAUACAAGUGAUGGUACAAUUGCUGCAACCACGAAGGUGCAAUCAAAUGUGUCCUACAGAAAAACAAGACAGAGAAUUCACAGCACGUAUUCUAAAAUGGAAGAUGAGACUGAAACGUGCUCUAAGAUACUAUGGACACUGGUGCCUAUGUUAAAUUGGCAACUGCAACGAUUAGAUCAACUUCCUGCUACGACUUGUUCUCUGAGGCAAAGACACAUAAACUUUUCUUUAGGGAAGCUCUUCCAGUACUGCAUUUUGAGAUACUGGCCGCAUAUAGUACACAAUAACAGUCCUGGUUCUUAUCCAUUCAUAUGAAAAUUUUAUUUGAAGAAAUCAUCAAUAAUCUACGUCCGAUCUGUACACAAAAACCUUCUCAAAUAAAUUAUGGUUGCUAAUUAACUUUGCAUCCAAGCCACACAUAGAUAAACUAUCCAACAGAAUUGUUGUCCAAGAACCUUGAACAACGGAACCAACAAAAUUUUCCGCUGCGUUUAAUAUUGGUUUUUGUCGAGUUUUUCUACAGCAGUACAUCUGUUCGUUGCUAGGUUGUUCCAGCAAAAUCAACAAGUGAAGGGAAUUACCUUUUUAAACAGCGGAAAUGUGGGGAAGGAAGCAGUAGAGCAACUUUAAAGAUGAAACGCGC